Molecule: messenger RNA, 906 nt
Organism: Exophiala dermatitidis NIH/UT8656
Lineage: Eukaryota; Fungi; Ascomycota; Eurotiomycetes; Chaetothyriales; Herpotrichiellaceae
Product: phosphoadenosine phosphosulfate reductase
Exons: 1
Coding region: 1-906 (301 amino acids)
Cellular component (GO): cytoplasm
Molecular function (GO): phosphoadenylyl-sulfate reductase (thioredoxin) activity
Source: RefSeq, a predicted model, not a curated record
AUGUCUUCUCGAGCCCAGUCCCCUAGUGGGAGAAGCGACAAGAGUGGUGCAGACUCAGGGUAUGCCAGCGGCAACAACAGUGAGCUGGGGCUGCCCGAAGUAUACUUUACCAAGCCUCACCUGAAAUUCAUCAACCGACAACUUCAAUUCCUCGAACCAGAAGAGAUUCUUCGAUGGUGCAUCACCACCCUGCCACACCUCUACCAGACCACCGCCUUCGGCCUGACAGGUCUCGUCCAACUUGACAUGCUCUCCAAGUUGAAGGUACCUCGACCUCAAAUGGUUGAUCUCAUCUUCAUCGACACCCUACAUCACUUCCCCGAGACCUUGGAAUUGGUGGAAAAGGUGCGGGCCAAGUACCCUUUGAUCAACAUCCAUACCUUCAAACCAGCGGGGGUUGAAACAGCAGAAGAGUUUGCUGCCAAGUAUGGUGACAAGCUGUGGGAGACGGACGAAGAGAGGUAUGACUACUUGGCCAAGGUUGAACCGGCCGAGCGGGCAUACCGUGAACUUCAAGCCUAUGCUGUCCUGACUGGCCGACGAAGGAGUCAGGGAGGUGCGCGAGGCUCUCUGGACAUCAUCGAGGUUGAUGAGGCCGGCUUGCUCAAGAUCAAUCCAUUGGCCAACUGGAGCUUCCAGCAGGUGCAACAAUACAUGAAGGACAACGAUGUGCCUUACAAUGCCCUCCUAGACCAAGGUUACAAGAGUGUCGGUGACUGGCACUCCACUCAACCCGUCAAGGAGGGUGAAGAUGAACGAGCUGGUCGAUGGAAGGGUAAACAGAAGACCGAGUGUGGCAUUCAUAACCCUCGUUCCAAGUACGCGCAGUUUUUGAUGGAACAAGAGAAGAAAAGAGAACAGGAAGCUUUGGAGCAAGCGUUGCAAAAGGUCAGCAUCCAGACAUGA